Messenger RNA from Asterias rubens (European starfish), 849 nucleotides. RefSeq lists its product as uncharacterized. The record is from RefSeq and is a predicted model, not a curated record. Lineage: Eukaryota; Metazoa; Echinodermata; Asteroidea; Forcipulatida; Asteriidae. The transcript has 4 exons. Bases 1 to 693 code for a protein of 230 amino acids.
AUGUCAUUUCCCGCUAUUGAGCCAUCUACCUCCCACAGCAGUUCCUCUCGCUCCUCUAGCUCCUCUAGGACAUCGCUGGCCCAAUUAACUCAAGAGAAGGCUGCCAGCAAGGGAGUUUCAGCAACCGAGGCUAAAAUCCUUGAAACACUCGAGGCAAUUUUGCUUCAAGUUGAGAGGAACUCAAGGAUGCUCACCAUGCUUUUUUCGAACAAGGAAUCUUUGGAAGAGAGAGAGGAUCUACCAGAAGAAGUCGACCUUCCCUUGCCCACGUACGACUCUGCAAAGGAUUUGGAUCAGCGGCUUGCCGAAAACCAGACUCUUAAAAAAUCAUUGAUUAAGCGCCUCUCAUUGAUCGGCGGUGCCACCUUAGGAAAGGUGGUUCGAGGGAUCAUGGUUGAUCUGGUGUCAACAGCCUUGGCCACACAGUGCAAUUGGGUUGGGCAGAGAGGGCCAAAAAAGCCUUUUAGUGUUCUCAAGAACAUUUUCUCUGUGAUAAUCAAAUCAGUGCGACGAAACGGGGGGCAUGAAAAUGCCAGCCAAGAGGCAGUGCGGGAUGCAGUGUCCAACCAUCUCCGCUACAGCUUUGAUUUGGAUGGACGUGGGUCCAUCCGCAAGAAAAAAUUCAAGGAUGGAAGAACCACGGAGACCACUGCAGACCCUUCAAGUGAGCCGGACAGUGACACUGAGACAUGAAGGAGGUGUGAAGGAUAUAUUGGACAAUUUUGGCUGUUUUUGCACUUUUAGGAAAAGCCAUUCUUUUUCGUUUUUGCUUUUCUUUUGACUUGUAAAAAGGGCUUUGUGGUUUGCAGAUGAGUGUCCCUAGUCGACUGGGGCAAUUUACAUUCAACC